AUGGACUUCAACAACCUCAAAGAUCAGGUUAGCAACCUGACUUUAUAUGAUCUCAAGGCUGGUGUUCGGAAGGUGCAAAAUGCUGUCAUGAACUAUACAGAAAUGGAGUCCAAGGUCCGAGAAGCCACAAAUAAUGAACCAUGGGGCGCUUCGACUACCCAAAAUCUUAACGAGAUUAUGCCCAUGAUUUAUAAACGAUUCACCGAUAAGGCUGCCGAGGAAUGGCGACAGAUUUACAAGGGCCUACAACUUCUUGAAUUCCUGAUCAAGAAUGGAUCCGAGAGAGUGGUCGAUGACGCAAGAUCUCACAUGUCCUUGCUGCGGAUGUUGCGACAAUUCCACUUCAUUGAUAUGAACGGCAAGGAUCAGGGUAUCAACGUGCGAAACCGAUCUUCCGAGUUGGUGAAGUUGUUGGGCGAUGUGGAUCAAAUCCGCACAGAGCGCAAAAAGGCCCGGAGCAAUCGCAACAAGUUCAGUGGCUUUGAAGGCGGUAUGAAUGUUGGUGGAAUGUCUAGUGGCUCUAGUCGCUACGGUGGCUUCGGCAGCGAAAGCAUGGGAUACGGUGGUUACAGCGGUGGUGUAUUCGGUGAUGGUGGUGGCUUUGGCGGUGCCUCGAGUGAAUUCCAGGAUACCAGUGCUCGCCGGGGUAAUCAAUUCGAUGAAUACGACGAGUACGAUGAGGGUGAUGUUAGCCCUCCAACACGUACACCCGCCGCCGCUGCCACUACCUCCAAGAGAGCACCACCCAAGAAGCCGGAACCAGCCCCUGCUCCCGUAGUAGACUUGUUCGAUUUCGGUGAUGAUGAACCUGCGACGACCACUACUUCUACCGCCGCUGGCAAGCAGCCCGCUGGAAGUGCUUUGAACAUGCUGGACACCGGAAACGAUGACGAUGACUUCGAUGACUUCCAAUCCGCAACUCCGGCACCGGCUGCUUCCAACCAAUUCUCCAUCGCGCCUCCUGCCUCGACCGCGAGCACAACAUCCCACACUCAAUUCGUUGCUCCUCAGCCCGUCUCAGCGUCACAGGGUGCCAACAUCAACGGCAUUGUCGGCUUCACUUCGGCAACUCCUACUCCAACCUCGAGCUCACUCGCUUCUCCCGUCUCCCAGACAGCCAGUAUCCAACAGCAGCAGCUCCCCAAGCCCACAGGCUUCCAAGCAGCUACCCCCAACUACUACACUUCUGUCUCAAACCAAAACUCUCAUUUCUCGCAAGGUGCCGCCUCCUCAGCCUCCGCUAAGGCUCCCUCUACAGCAAGCAAGCCCGCAGCCUCAGCAGCUAAGCCCUCCGGCGAUGCCUUCGGCUCCCUCUGGUCCAAUGCCAGUGCCACCGCUGGUAUCAGCAAGGCGAACGCGAAUGCCAACAAGGGCCCCAACCUUGCUAGCAUGGCUAAGGAGAAGGCUAGCGCUGGUAUUUGGGGAGCUCCUGCCAGCUCUGGGGCACCAGCCCAACCAAAGCAAUCUGGUGGUUCGGCUUUCGACGACCUGCUCGGUUAA
Messenger RNA from Penicillium angulare, 1500 nucleotides. Its product is annotated as ENTH domain-containing protein. Gene Ontology annotation, cellular component: plasma membrane; endosome; clathrin vesicle coat. Gene Ontology annotation, biological process: endocytosis; Golgi to endosome transport. NCBI's taxonomy places the organism in Eukaryota, Fungi, Ascomycota, Eurotiomycetes, Eurotiales, Aspergillaceae. Gene Ontology annotation, molecular function: phospholipid binding; clathrin binding. The coding region runs from base 1 to 1500 and encodes 499 amino acids. The record is from RefSeq and is a predicted model, not a curated record. The transcript is spliced from 5 exons.